AUGCAUCGUCUUUUUGCUGAGCUGGAGCCAUCUUUAACCGUCACAGAGCAAACCUGGCAGACCGAGUUCAGUAUAUCUUGCGCUGAAAUAUAUUUGAUGUCGCCAAACUUGAACGGCUAUGACGUGAGGCUGUUCCCUCAUCGGAUCAAAAUGCUACGGCUGAGGAUGCGGCGCCAUAAAUUGCAGAGCAACCCGCAAACUUGGAUGCCACCGUGA
Messenger RNA from Parnassius apollo (apollo), 216 nucleotides. Lineage: Eukaryota; Metazoa; Arthropoda; Insecta; Lepidoptera; Papilionidae. The record is from the annotation of a GenBank genome assembly.